Lindgomyces ingoldianus is the source of this 2188-nucleotide messenger RNA. Its product is annotated as ALG6, ALG8 glycosyltransferase. Gene Ontology annotation, cellular component: endoplasmic reticulum membrane. The record is from RefSeq and is a predicted model, not a curated record. The transcript has 2 exons. Gene Ontology annotation, molecular function: dolichyl pyrophosphate Man9GlcNAc2 alpha-1,3-glucosyltransferase activity. Lineage: Eukaryota; Fungi; Ascomycota; Dothideomycetes; Pleosporales; Lindgomycetaceae. Gene Ontology annotation, biological process: protein N-linked glycosylation. The coding region runs from base 45 to 1829 and encodes 594 amino acids.
AUCAACUCCAUCACGGCAGGCGCAGGCCAUCCAUUGCCAACUCAAUGGCGUCACCGCACCAGCACAAACCUCGACGUCGGAGGAAGAUUGAAGAGGGUUCGCUUGCCCACGUAACCCAUGGCACUCUAGACCUUGACGCGCAAACCCACGCGCGAAAGCCUGCGUUCCCUCUCGUUGCAUUUCUCUGGCCUGCAAAAGGCACCGUGUCGCAAUGGGUCACGAUACCCCUGAUCUUGAUGACCGCUGGGCUCUUUAGGUGGGUCACGGGAUUAUGGGGCUACUCAGGCCUUCGUUCGCCGCCAAUGCAUGGAGACUUCGAGGCCCAGAGGCAUUGGAUGGAAAUCACAAAGCAUCUUCCCGUUUCGGAGUGGUACUUCCAUGAUCUCGAGUGGUGGGGCCUGGACUACCCUCCCCUAACAGCAUACCACAGUUGGCUUCUUGGAGUCAUCGGCUCUGCGAUUAACCCCGACUGGUUUGCCCUUUUCAAGUCCCGCGGUCUUGAUGAUCCGUCCUUGAAGAUCUACAUGCGAGCGACCGCUUUCAUAUCUGAGUACCUCAUCUACAUACCAGCUGUAAUAAUCUUCCUCCGCCGAUAUUCUCGUGUUGAGCGGGUCAACGUUUGGGAGGCAUCCAUUGCCCUCGUCGCGGUCCUGAUGCAGCCUGCGACGAUUCUGAUCGACCACGGUCAUUUCCAGUAUAACACAGUCAUGCUUGGAUUCAUGCUCGCAAGCAUGUCGAGCAUGGCCGCCGGACGCCCCUUGUGGAGUUGUGUCUACUUCGUCGGUGCGCUUGGGUUCAAACAAAUGGCCUUGUUUUACGCUCCCGCCGUCUUUGCCUACCUGCUAGGGAUAUGCGUCUUUCCUAAGGUAGACUUGAUGCGCUUAUUAGCCAUCGCUGUAGUUACGGUGCUCUCGUUUGCCCUGCUCUACCUUCCGUUUCUACUGGGGAUCUUAUACGAUAUGUACCGAGGCAUCUCUCUAGAAGACUUUCCAAUUCCUCCGCUCCUGGCUUCUUUUCCAGUGCCUUUGGACGAAAAAUCUUGGUUCUAUCCCAUCAUUCUCGAGCUCGCACAGACCGUGCACCGGAUUUUCCCCUUUGCACGUGGUAUAUUUGAGGACAAGGUAGCCAACAUAUGGUGCGCCAUUCACACCUUCCAUAAGCUUCAUCAGUACUCAGGCCCGCUGCUCCAACGAGCUGCGCUUGUUGCCACAUCUGCCGCUAUUGCACCCCCUUGCCUCAUUCUUUUCUUCAAACCACGAAAGGAACUUCUCCCUCUCGCUUUAACCGCUACUUCCUGGGGUUUCUUCCUCUGCUCGUACCAAGUCCACGAGAAGAACGUCCUGCUUCCUCUACUUCCCAUGACCGUUCUAUUGAGUGGGGAUGGAGGUCUGCUCCCAUCAAUACGUUCAUGGGUCGGGCUAGCCAACAUCCUUGGCGUCUGGACCAUGUUUCCGUUGCUGAAGAGGGACGGCCUAAGGGUCCCAUAUUUGGUCAUUACCUUGUUGUGGGCCUACCUCCUUGGCCUGCCUCCGGUAUCGUUCUCUGCAUAUCAUGAGGGGAGCACAGGCGGAUUAAGACUCCCAACUAAGAUUCUCCACCUUAAUAUCUACCUUGCCAUGGUAGGAUGGCAUUUAGUUGAAGCGUUCGUACCGCCUCCGACGACCAAGCCGGAUCUUUGGACAGUGACAAACGUGCUCAUCGGUUUUGGGGGCUUCGGGAUUUGCUACCUCUGGUGUUUAUGUCAACUUUUCUGGAAGAGUGGACUGAUGCAAGUGAAAUCAGGAGGCGCGGGAGAGGAGAAGGACAAGGCAAAAUUCAAAACACUAUGAAGGGGGUUUUAAUUCCUAGAUUGUCUCUUAAGAUACCCAUGUCUCUGAUUAGAGGGAAGAUUCUGCUUUUAUUUAUGCUUGUUGUAUAUAGUAUAUGUUUACAAUCAGGCGACCAUCCCAAGCUGCGUUCGCCCGCAAUGAUAACGCCGAACCAAUGCUAUCCUGUACAGCCUUCCUGUAUUCGUCUCGUACUCAUCGUACAUGGGAAGCGUCCUGCUUCAUAUCUUGAACCCGUAGCCAGCCAUACAGUCCUUGUAUUUCGUCACUAGGCCGGCGCAUUCUUUUUGGGCAUUGUCGCCGGUCGAGAAGAGCAUGCAUUCGUCGCGGGCGGCCUUCUCGUCUUUGCAAACGCAGCAGGG